Messenger RNA from Meira miltonrushii, 1585 nucleotides. RefSeq lists its product as uncharacterized. Bases 1 to 1374 code for a protein of 457 amino acids. The record is from RefSeq and is a predicted model, not a curated record. NCBI's taxonomy places the organism in Eukaryota, Fungi, Basidiomycota, Exobasidiomycetes, Exobasidiales, Brachybasidiaceae. The transcript has a single exon. Gene Ontology annotation, molecular function: ATP binding.
AUGGCCGGACCUAUCUCUUCCUUUUUGCUCGCUCUCUUAGCCCUGGCAGCUACUCCCUUCACUCUCCUUCGCAUCCUUCUCUUCUCUCGCACAUCUUCCCAUCUUAAAUCUUCCAAAUGCGCCCUCGUCACUGGCGGUCGAUCUCAAAAAGCGCUCUACAUCACCCGUGCUCUUGCCAGAUCUGGCUACAGCGUCAUCCUUGCUGAAGAGACCGGAUGGUCAACUUUCUGUGCAGCACGCUUCUCUAAUUCGAUUCAUAAAAUUUACUCUCUUCCUCUUGGCGGUGGUCAAGCCUACAUUGACGCUCUCCUCCAAAUAGCUAAAUCAAAUCGUAUCACUCUUUUCCUCCCUUGCAGCGGAGUAGCAACAGCCAUCGAAGAAGCAGCCGCAGCAAGACUGAUGAAGAAGCAAAUCCCAUCACUGGUAGCUAUCAUACAAGAUGCCGACCUCCUUGAAACUCUACACGAAAAAGAUCGCUUCAUUGAUCUGGUCCACUCACUCGGAAUGGAUGCCCCUGCCGGACAUCUUAUCAAAUCGCCGCAAGAAGGACUCCAGCUUCUCAGACGAACAGGGAACACUCGCUUCCUGUUUAAAGCAGCUACUGUUCCCGACGAUGUUGGUCGGUCUGAUAUGACCACGUACCCAUUCCUGCACGCGGAUGCAUCUGUGGAUUGGCGUGGAACCGAGAAACGUUUAGAGACUGGGAUGAAUAUACCUAUCUGCAAACAGACGCCAUACCUUGCGCAAGAAUUUAUUGGUGGGAUGGGAGCAACUGAGUGGUGCACGCAUGCUACGGUCAUUGAUGGCCGGAUAACAGCUUUUGUGUGCUGUCCAAGCAAUGAUAUGUUGAUGACCUACUACAAUGCCACGCAUACUGCUAUGGGUCAGCGAACCCGGAAAUGGUCUGAAGAAUUCCUUGACAGGCUUGCUGAACAUCCAAGAUGGAGCAAAUCUGAUCUCACCGGACACUUUUCCUUUGAUUUCAUACAUCAACCGGAAAGUGAUCGAUUAGUGGUGAUUGAAUGCAAUCCGCGUGUACACACUGCAAUUUGUUUAUUACGAAAAGACAAAAAGCUUGGGCAAGCAAUGGAUGGCACAUACACUCAAUCCAGCCCAAUUACACCUAGCUUGAAUGUGGAACCGGUCAGCUGGCUUGGGCAUGACCUUAUUGCUCGAAGAUGGCCAUUGCAUCACGCCACCGACAUUUUGUCUAAAGCCGGUGUCGAAGAUGGUGCAUGGGAAGAGACAGAUGCUUGGUCAUAUUUCGGUUUCUACCAUGUACAAUGGGUCGGACUUUUACUCGUCGAAGCCAUCAAUCUUAGACGGUGGAGUCGGAUCAAUAUCAGCACAGCAAGAGUAUUCUUAGCAAAAUAAGAUCUGCACACAUUGCACAAUACGAUUGCAUCUUCACUCUUUUCACAAAUUAAUAUUAUGGCUCUUCAUUAUCUUAUCGCGGAUCAAGCUUCAUACCCAUAUGCCAAUGAUUACCUAGACGUUUGCAAGAACGAUAUACGGAAAGAAAAAGGAAAAAAUUCUUGUAUUAGUAGAUUCUCAUAUAAAAACAUGAUGGUUAGUUACAAUUUUG